AUGGCGGCGCACAGGCUUGCUAUCUGCUUCGGCUGGAGGCUCGCCUUCCUCAACUCGACACUCGACGCUGUUUGGGCAGGUUCUCAUUGUUUUCACCUUCCGCGUAGGAGCACCACAUUGAGAAGCUCACUUACCUCUGACUACCUAGGCGCAUCCGUCACAGACGCACCGACUUGGAAUCUCCAGCUCCAUCGUCCAACCUUCUCAGCAUUCCGUAUUCCGCUUGACUUGAAGCAACGGAACAUCACAUCACUACGAGUACAUGUACCCAACAGUAUACCCUUCAUCGGCAUCCUCCUCGACCACACCAGCGCCGUUACCGUCCUGACGGCGCUCGUCACCGCCAAAGGUUCGCUGAUAGAUACAAUGGCAGAUUGCGGAGCCGGAGCCAUCGCUGCUGCUUCGACGUUUGCACCGCCAAUCAUGAUACAUUUUCCUACCAACAGUGGAUCCAGAGGUCAGGGCCUCUUUGCGAGCUUGAGGAGGCUGCAGUCUCACUCCAGUCGGAGCAUGGAAUCGACGAAAGAGAAACAGGCCAAACCCGUGCCGCGUGUGAUGUCGUCGCAAGGUGUGCGGACGUCGAGGGCAUCGACCGAGUCCCGGGGGCCCUUUUCUUCCAAAGAGGACCUGGAUAUCGACGUUGACGAUGUAGAAGACCUGGAGCUGCCGCCGAAUAUCUUGGCGGAUGAUUGGGAUUCUUCGGCACAGCCAUCUUCUGGUUCUGAGCCGCAGCACCCUCGGCGCCGUGCCAGCAAGAAGCCGAAGAAGAGGGCGGCGAGGAAGGAGCAGAAGAAGAGAGGGUUUCGGGCUAGACUUCGACGGUUUCUUGGUCGGGAUGGGGACAAGGGCAGGGGUGGUCACGAGUCGCCAUACAGCCACAGGCAGACGACACAAACCAUGCAGAGCGAGGAGUCAGGGCUGUCUGAUCUGCAAGAUGCCAUGGCAGAGCAGGAUUCUCAACCAGCCAAGGCUGAUCUGUCUUCACCGAAGGGGACCAUUUUUGACCCCGUCAGUCUGGACUCCAGAGCUAGUUCAAUAACAGAGGCUAUCAGAGACGCCCUCGCACAACAUCGAGUCGAGGAAAAGGAGGAGCCGACCGACAAACCGAAGGAAGCUGGUCAAUCCACGGAAAAUGGAGAUACGACGAAGCAAUGA
Messenger RNA from Colletotrichum godetiae, 1155 nucleotides. RefSeq lists its product as uncharacterized. Bases 1 to 1155 code for a protein of 384 amino acids. Lineage: Eukaryota; Fungi; Ascomycota; Sordariomycetes; Glomerellales; Glomerellaceae. The transcript is spliced from 2 exons. The record is from RefSeq and is a predicted model, not a curated record.